Rhizophagus irregularis DAOM 181602=DAOM 197198 is the source of this 1600-nucleotide messenger RNA. RefSeq lists its product as uncharacterized. The record is from RefSeq and is a predicted model, not a curated record. Gene Ontology annotation, molecular function: ATP binding; protein serine/threonine kinase activity. Gene Ontology annotation, cellular component: cytoplasm. NCBI's taxonomy places the organism in Eukaryota, Fungi, Glomeromycota, Glomeromycetes, Glomerales, Glomeraceae. Gene Ontology annotation, biological process: protein phosphorylation.
AAAAUGAAUUAAGGACUAAAGCUAAAUCUUUACGUGAAAAGGCUAUAUCCAAAACACUUAGUAACAUCAAACGUUCGAUGGAAGUUGAUCUUUGUUUUGUUUUAGAUUGCUCUGGAUCUAUGGGGCCUCAUAUUGCUGCUGCUAAAGAUUGUAUUUUACAAGUGUCAAAUUACGUUAAACAUACGAAUCCAAGCAUUAAACUUCGGGUUGGUUUUUGUGGCUAUCGAGAUCACUACAAUGGAUUAAAUCGUUUGCAAAUUUUUGAUUUUAACGACCAAUAUGACCAAUUUACACAGUAUAUGCAAAAUGUAUUACCCAUUUCCAAUGAUGAUCUUCCGGAGGAUGUUCUUGGAGGUCUUAAUGCAGCAAUAACCCAAUUGAAUUGGCAAAAUAGCACUAGAGUUCUUCUUCAUAUUGGUGAUUAUCCACCACAUGGUCGUCGUUUCACAAGCUUAGAAGAUGAUAAAUAUCCAGAUGGUGAUCCAAAUGGUUUAACUGCAGAAAGCGUACUAGAAAAAAUGCAAUCAAAAAAUAUACUUUACUUUUUUGGAAAGAUUACAGAUUAUACCGACAAAAUGCUUGAAAUAUUCCGUAGUAUAAUUGGCGAAUUUCCAGUAUUUGAUCUUGUAGGAGGAGAUCCAAUUGUAUUAGUCGACAAACUUAUUAAGGCCACAUCAUCAUCUAUUACUAUUGCCGUUUCAUUAACUAGUAUUAUUGGAAGCAACUCCAGAGAUUCUAUAUAUACUUUACAACAAAGAAAGCUCGAUAUGGACCCAAAUGAGCCCAAUUGGGAUAUUCUUCCAUUACAAAAAGGAACACUAUUGUGGUAUUGUAUUCCCGAAACUCUGGAUAAUCUCAAAAAUUCAAAAUACUUCAACAAAUCGAAUCUCUUUUCUAAAAGUUUCUCCUUCAAGAUUGCUUCACGACCAUUUUCUGCGGGUGUUGAAAAAUAUGCUUACUUUGCUCGUGAUGUCAAAAGUAAGCCAGCAAAAGAAAUGGUAAUGAAAGAAUACCUUAAAGUUGGAGAGCGAAAUAAUCCUCUUGAAAAAUAUCUCGAGGCAGUAGAAGUUUCUACAGUUGCACAUUUUCUUUCUAUGAAAUUUAAUUUGAUUGCAGAACGAAAAAAUAUUUCCAAAGUUAAUUUUCUCAAUGUGAAACUUUUACGUUGUAGUAGUAUUGACGUUCGUACUCGAUAUUAUGCUAUAGAACCAAGACUUAAUGCGGAGUAUAAACGAUUCAAUGUAAAUACUGGUGUAAUUACAAAACUUCGUGAUACUCUUGAAGCAUUUGCCCACUUCACAUAUGAAUACACUGAAGGAUAUUUAGUGGUUUGUGAUCUUCAAGGAAUUGAACUUAUUGACGAAUUCUUAUUAACUGAUCCAGCAAUACAUUGUAUCGAUCCUUUAAGAUUUGGAGGAACAAAUUUUGGUGAAAAAGGAAUUAGCGAAUUGUUCUUGGCAAAUCAUAGAUGCAAUGAUAUUUGUAAAAAAUUAAAAUUGCGUAAUGUUUAAUAAUUUAUAAUAUAUUGGAUUUAACAUCAAAAUGUGACUGUAUUAUGAAUUUACGAUUCAUGUAAUGUUGAUUUAAAUAAAUUAUCUGA